AUGUCGUCACUGACCAACGGGGUGCUCCCCGAGGGGGCGAGUCCGUCUGUCCUCGAGACCUGGGUCCGGAGUGUCCUCUCAAAGUACCCCAUUCCCACCGCUGACGAGCUUAUGGAGCUCUGGGCAGACAGGGCACCUCUGGUCUCACUCUUUCUCCAUUCGCAUGAGCUGUUGCGGAAUAUGGCGCGGUUUGCAGAGGGUGUGACGCUCAUCGGUGUGGCCGAGGCCGAGGCCUUUACCCUCGACGAUCUGGAGGAGAACAAUCUCAAGGCCGUGCUCACCACGGUGUAUGUGCUCAAAACUCUGGUGGCAUACACGGCGCAGCUGUCGGGAUCGGACGACGACGUUGGCAUGGCGGCAGCGCCGUCGGCCACCGCCUUACCGGGCUCGGCCACAGCAAGAGUCAUCAAGCAGCACAAGACACUGUCGUCGUCGCUGCGCAACUCGGCUUUUCUAGCCACGCCAGUCCGUGAGUCUGGCGAUAUGACGGCGUCGGACGAGCUUGACUUGUCAAAGUCGUCUGGCGGCGGCGAGGGAGGAGCCGGCGGUUCAGGCGGCGGCUUCGGCGGCUCUGGAGGCGGCAUCGACGAGUCGGGCGGAAGCGCCGGGACGGUUGGCGGCCGGGCCGGCGCGGCGGCGGCGGCGGCGGCGGCAGCGGCGGCAUCGUCGGGCUCGGUCUACCGCAAGCCGAUGACGCUCGAGGAGCGCCGGCGGGCUCGCGACGCGCAGGAGGAAGAGCUUGUGGAAGAGGGCUUCAUGACCAAGCGCGGCGGGAGCCGGCGCAAGUGGCAGAAGCGAUUUUUUGUGCUCACCACCAAAAAGCUGACGUAUGCGGCGAACCGCAACAAGCCGCUCAAGGGCACCAUCGACGCCAACGACAUGAUUGCGGUCCACGACGAGCACGAUCCAGCCGAGAUCAAGAAGCGCAAGAACUGCUUUUGCCUCGUCACCUCGCACCGGCGGUACUACAUGUCGUGCUCGUCCGAGGCGUACAAAGAGGUGUGGAUGAACUCGCUGCGGUCGGUCAUCAACUUUACGCCGACGUCUGCCUCGGGCGUGCUUGACGGCGGCGACGGCGGCGAGGCCAGCGGCGGCGGGCGCGGCGCAGCGCGGUCGCUGACCGAGAGCGGGCGAGCCAGUGGAGCGACGAUCAACAUCCUGCCGGAGACCCAGCUGCGGGCCGGGUUCCUCACCAAAAAGGGCGGCGGGUCGAGUAACUGGGCCAAGCGAUGGUUUGUGCUCACCAACUGGAAGCUGACGUACGCGGCCAAGCCGGACAAGCCAGUCAAGGGCACAAUUCAGGUCGCCAACAUCAAGUCUGUGGGGAUGGCCAACCCGGACACGUGCUCCAAGUCGCAUGCGCUGGAGAUUGUGACGCCAACGCGUACCUUUGAGGCCUUUGCCGGCUCGGAGAUGGAGCGCAACGAGUGGAUCGAGGACAUUCAGAGCACAGUGCUGGCGCGGUCGCAGCACGCGCUACUCUCUAGCUCGCGCAUGCUGCUCCGGGUAGUGGUCAACUACGCGUGCCAGCCGAUGGCGGCGCUGCUCUCGGUGGCGCUCGACACGCCCAUGACCUCGAUCAAGCAUGCUAUCUUUGCCUGCCUCGGCCUCGACUCGAGCCUGCUCAUCCACUACACGCUCCUUGAUGACCACCUGGUCCCGAUUGAGCACUCGGCGUACAACCUUGCUGCGACAUCGCUGUUUGACGGCAAGACGCUCUACCUGCGGCCCAAGCCAGACGUGUCGAUCAAGUUUGCGCCGGCGCACACUGGGCCUGUACCUGGCGCACCGACACCGGGCGCCGGGAGCCUCUCGGUGCUCGGCGGCGAGAUGUCGCCGUCAGGCGUCCACUCGAAACGGACGUCGCGCUCGAGCUCAAUGUCACUGGAACGCGCCGCGGUGCUCUCGGCGCUCUCGGUUGGGCUCCACAACCAGGGUACCGGCAUGGGCCUUCCGUACACUGCGCCCGAGGUUCGUCUCUCGCCGCUGGCAGUGGCGGAGACGUGCCGGGCCGGGCGGCUGUCAACAUGCUCGUACUCGGCGAUUGCAAGCGUCGACGAGUACUGGAGCGCAUUGCGCGGCGCGGCGGGCAACGAGUCGGGAGCGGACGGAGACGAGGCGGCGAGCAGCGAGACGCAGCCAGUGGUUGUCGGCGGUGCGUUUGACGACCUGACUUGGACCGCCGAACUCCGGGUUGAGGCCAAAGUGCGAAGCGUGCCAGGCGUCGGCUCACUGGCCCCGGCGCACACGAUCGUAACUCAGGGCUAUCUGACCAAGCGGGCUGGAACUGGCCCGAUUUCGUCGCGCGGCAAGGGCUGGCAGCGGCGGUGGUUUGUGCUUACACACAAGUGUCUGUUGUACUCCAAGGCACCGGAUGGGGCAGUCAAGGGUGUCAUCGACCUCGACCGCAUCGCAUCUGUUGUCUCGUACGUGGCGGCACCGGCCGAGGUUGCCGAGCACUGCUUUGCGAUUGUGUGCCCGGCACGGACGUACUACGUGGCAUGCACGACCGAGGAGGACAUGACCCAGUGGGUGGCGGCGCUCAACGCAAUGCUUUCGGGCGACGACGCGGCGGCUGCAGCUGCCAACCCCGAGGUGCUACUGGAGGGCCCGCUCCGUAAGCGCGGCGAGGGCGAGGGCUCGUCGCUCAACUCGAGGUGGUGCACGCUCACCGAGUCGCAGCUCUCAUACGCAACGCGAAAGGGAAACCCGGCACGCGGCAAGAUCUCUGUCUCGCACAUCAUGGCGGUCGACCUCGCCGACGGCGACGACGACCUCGGGUUCAACAUUGUCACACCCGAGCGAACGUACUACUUUUUCGCGUCUAACGCACUCGACCACGGCAAGUGGGUUUCGACGUUGCGGGCAUCAGUGACGGUGCCAGAGUUUCCGGCCGAUCCGUUCUCGUGCUGGCUCAUCUGGCGUCGGGCGUACGAGGCGUCGGACCUCGCCACCUUUUGCGCGUACAAGGAGACCGAGGGCACUUCGUACAUCGGCGGGUAUCCGUUUACGGUCGCCCGCGAGCGCGGCGUGCCCUCGCUCGCCGACCUCAUCACUCCUCCGGUCUCGCAGUACGUCUCCUCCGACGUUCUUGCCACACUCACGUUUAACGAUAAGCGGACAAAGAUCGGCGACGAGUACCUCUCCGGCAAAGUCCAUCUCCGCCGCCGUGAGGGCGCGACGGGCUGGCUCGUGGCGUCGGAGGACUGGUCUCACGUGCUCUCGUUUCUCCGGCAGAUGGCAUAGCUGUGGAGCUUAUCACAGCCAGGCAGCGUUACCUGCGGCGAGCGACUAAAGUUGAAGGAGCUCGUCGAGGUCGUCGACGCCUAGGUCUUCAAAGGCGGCGUGGAUGUCGAGGACGCCGCUCAUCGAUGAGAUCGAGGUGAUGGUGGCCGGCAUCAUGAGCGGGCGGGUCCGCUCGGCUGGGCGCGGCGGGCCAGCGGCAGAGGAAGACGCAGCGGCGUCGGGGGCGUGGGCAGUUGUGGG
Messenger RNA from Thecamonas trahens ATCC 50062, 3486 nucleotides. RefSeq lists its product as uncharacterized. The record is from RefSeq and is a predicted model, not a curated record. Bases 1 to 3246 code for a protein of 1081 amino acids. Lineage: Eukaryota; Apusomonadida; Apusomonadidae. The transcript has 2 exons.